This is a messenger RNA of Fusarium pseudograminearum CS3096, 429 nucleotides long. RefSeq lists its product as uncharacterized. NCBI's taxonomy places the organism in Eukaryota, Fungi, Ascomycota, Sordariomycetes, Hypocreales, Nectriaceae. Bases 1 to 429 code for a protein of 142 amino acids. The transcript has a single exon. The record is from RefSeq and is a predicted model, not a curated record.
AUGCUUCAUGACCAUGUCUUUUUCAUACAAUGCGAUCCCUAUAUGACCAAAUACGAGGCUCUACCGACGCCAGAGCUUGCUCCUUCGAUCCCUGACACGCUUGAGCUCAAGCCUGUUGGGCAACCGAAAUGUUAUUCUGUGACAGACAGAGUUCACACACUGCCUGCAGGACUUUGGGAUUCUGACGUGGUCAGCACAUAUGAGUUCAUUGACUUGGAGAGGGGCGUCUUUGUGAGAACACGAGGCCCGAUGGGUUUGGUUUUGGAGACUGUCUGGGAGAUUGAAGAGACUACUGAUGGAGGAUCAAAGAUUGUUGAGAAUGUCACCAUCUCAUGCUCAAGGCUCAUGCUAGGCAUGAUCAAGAACUCUUGUGAGGCUGGAUGGAAAGGAGUCCAUGGCAAGAUGCUUGAGAGGCUAGAGAGUUCCUGA